This is a messenger RNA of Grosmannia clavigera kw1407, 1272 nucleotides long. RefSeq lists its product as uncharacterized. Bases 1 to 1272 code for a protein of 423 amino acids. The record is from RefSeq and is a predicted model, not a curated record. The transcript has a single exon. NCBI's taxonomy places the organism in Eukaryota, Fungi, Ascomycota, Sordariomycetes, Ophiostomatales, Ophiostomataceae.
AUGCCUUCCAUCGCAUCCGUCUCUACCUUUGCGCUCCUUGCCGCGGUGGCAUCUGCCCGCUUCGGUCAGGAGCAGGGCAACGGCGCCAUUUCCGCCAUCUCUGCGCUGUCGGAUCUGGGCUCCUCUGGUCAGGCGGCCACGCUUGCCGGCGGCUCCAUCCAGUUCCUGCUGGCGGCGGCCAACCCCUGCGGCAAGCUCAAGCAGGCCGACCAGAUCAUCACUGAGCUGGGCACCAGCGACCGCGCCGUCGCCGCCGCCCGCGGCCUCGUCGCUGCCGAGCAGAACUUCAACCCCUUUGUCGUCAGCAUCCCCAACAUCUGCAGCGACCCCUCGCUGCCGGCCUCGUCGCAGCUGCGCGGUGUCGUGCCGCUGAUCGACCCGGCCGUUGUCGGCUCCGACCACGAGAACGCCAACAGCAACUCGUCCAAGGUGACGCCCUUCAGCGCCGACGGCCUGAGCGUUGCUCAGAUCAUGGUUGCCCAGGGCUUUUCCAACUUCACGGCCGUUGCUCUGGACGGCACCAAGCAGGCCGCCUCUGCCCUCGGCAGCGCCCCGGCUGCUGGUGCUGCGGCUGCCGGUACUGCCGGUACUGCGGCUGCUGCCACUUCGGCUGCUGCUACCGCCGCCGCAACCUCGGCUGCUACCUCGGCUGCUGUGGUCGCUAAUGCUGGCAGCAGCUGUGCUCCCCCUGUCACCAUCACCACCUUUGUGACUGCCGAUGCUGCUGCUGCUACCACUGCGGCUGCUGCCACCUCGGUCGCUGCUGCUGCUGCUGCUGCCUCGAGCUCGUCUUCGUCCGCUGCUGCCGGCACCUGCACGGGUGGUGGUAGCACCCUCGUGUGCUCCAGCCCUGCUGUUGGCGCCGGUGCCGUGAAGAACGCUGUGACGGGCAACUUUGAUGGCUUCGUCAAGUCCACCAUUGCCGGCCUCGACUUUGGUCUCUGCGUGCCUACGAUGAAGUUCGAGGCUGGUCUUGACGGCCGUGCUUCCACUGCCAACACCUUCCAGGCCAUCGACCCGCAAGUCAACAAGGGCCAGGAGGAGGCUCUGAACCCGUCCAUCAUCACCAACCGCAUCCACGACCAGAUGACCAACGUCUGCGGUGCCAACCAGGCCGCCAAGGAUGCCGUUGCUGCUGCUGCCACCAAGGUUGCCGCCCUCGGCACUCGGGACGCCACCACUGCCAACACCUGGAACACCCUUCUGGGCUUCGACGGUACCAACAUCAACCCCGACAACGCCCCCCAGACCGGCCUUGUUGGCCACACGUAA